Molecule: messenger RNA, 1800 nt
Organism: Caenorhabditis sp. 36 PRJEB53466
Lineage: Eukaryota; Metazoa; Nematoda; Chromadorea; Rhabditida; Rhabditidae
Source: the annotation of a GenBank genome assembly
AUGAGGGAAGUAAUCAAAUGUUUACUGGUAGCACUAGUGCCAUUCUGUUACGGGCUCACGGAGCACUUCGACGAGAAAGUGACGCUGGCGCCGAUCAGCAAAAAUGAGCUUCGCGUGGAUUUUAGAUUCAAUUCAGAAAGGGAAUUUCUUGUAGAAACAGGUUGGAAAGAGAGAAAAGAAAACAACACGUGAGAAACUCGAAAAAUUUCAGAAUCAAACGACUAUCUAACGUUCCCGCGUAUAAUUCAAGAGCUGCUCAACCGGUAUUCAGUUCAAAAGUUAACGGUGACAAUGGGACAAGGCCGUUGGAAUCUGGAGCAAUGGGGCCAGCCGCCGCAGCCGUCCUCAUCCGCCGGAGCACAAGUCUUCGCAGAAUUUGCGGCCGAUUCCGAUGAGCGGGCCGACGAACGCAUGAAGUUUCUGGUGGAAGCACUAAACGGAGUGCUCUGCACUUCAAUCUCUCACGUCAGAGUGGUGACGUCUCCGGAAUUUGUGAUCUUUGGAAGUCACGGCGAGAAGAGCGAAAAGGUAUUCAAGAGAUACGGAGUGCUCAGCGGAGAGACGACGUGCACAGAGAAUCUGACGAGACUCCGCAAGUUGUUGGCUUGUAAAGAAGUGAGUGAAAUAACCAAAUUCAGAGGAUAUUAUUCAAAUUUUUGUAAAAAUCUUGAAAAGAAAGAUAAUAUUAUUGAACCACUCCAAUAUGUUUUCCAUUCCAGAAUGGCCUCAGCACACUGCUCCACCCUUCCAAACUCUACAACUCGGUCUACCACUCGUCCCACUUGUAUGCCGAGCAAAAAUGCGCCAAAAAUACGUGCCACGCCAAAAUGGAAGUCGGAGUGUCUGUUGUAAUGAGAAAUCCAUCGCACAAAACACAACGGCAUUGGUCUCUCGGCGACGUCUUCGAUCGGAAACUCGGAUCGCAGUGCAAGGUCGCCCGGAGCAGCCGAAUCGAAGUCAUCGGCCCCGUCGGACAAGUCACCAGCACCGACGUUCAGAAUCUGACAAAAAUCAGCGGUUCGGAUCCGUUUGAGAUUUACAUCCCGGUCGUGGACAUCGCGAAGAAGCAGCCAGUGGUGAAGGCGUGGUCGUCGCAAGGAGGAUUCGAGCAGCAGCACGGAGUACUCACCGUACACAUCACAAACGACGCGACGGCUUCCGACGUGCAAGUGUCACAGAUCAUUCCGUAUUACGUGCAUCUUCGGUACAGUCAAGUGCAUUGGAAGUGCGACGGGAACGGACUGCCACGUGUCGAGAAGACGCUCAAGAACAGCAAGCACGCGGAGGCGCCGACGUUGUUGCAGUACAAAAUGCGGCUGGCGGAGAGACAAACGUGUGAACUCGUCAUUCCGUUCAACAAGCAAUUGCUCAAGUAGAAAAAGUACACGAUUUCCCGUUAAAGUCCUCGAUUUCAGGUUGGAUCAAUACCCUCCGGAUGCGAAUCACGGAAUGCACAUCCCAGCGGCCACCGUCUUUGUCCACAAGUCCUCCGCCCCGUCCUACACCAUCCACUCGAACGCCAUCCUCGUUCUCCUGCCGGUUCCCGAUUUCUCAAUGCCAUUCAACGUCAUCUGCUUCGUCGCCACCGCAUUCGCCCUCGUCUUCGGCCCCAUCCAACUCUACUCGACCCUAUUCUUGGCGCCGGCCGUCAAUAAGUCGCAGUGGGCGCGGAAAAUCCAUCGUACCAUUCUGAUCGCCAUCAUCAUUUUCUGUCUGUACGCCCAUCUGAUGGAUAUCAAUCUGAACGAAGUGCGUCGAGGCAUCGAGAGCUACUUUGAGAAGCUCAACGAACUCAAGUGA